AUGAAUUCGUACAAUGAGUCAGCCCCGACGGGUUGCAGUUUCUGGGAUAAUGAUGAUAUUUCUCCCUGUAUCAGAAAGUCACUGCUGGAUUCGUAUUUGCCUGCUGCAAUUGUAGUAGGAUCGUUACUCUAUUUACUGCUCAUAGGAGCACAACAGAUCAAGACUCACAGAAAGCUCUACGCCAAGGAUGAAACACAACCGUUAUUAGAACCUGCCAAUGGCUCACCUACGGAUUAUUCUAAUACUUAUGGCACCAUAGAUUACGAAGAGGAACAAUCCACAGCGGAGUUGACAACCUCACAGAAACAUUUUGACAUUUCCAGACUGGAACCCCUGAAAGAUGAUGGCACACCGUUAGGACUGGUGAAAUAUGUUCAAAGAGAUGGCUGGGAGAAAGUUAAGCUAAUUCUAGAGUUUGUGAUAUUGAUAUUCCAAUUAGUUAUAGCUGUCGUCGCUCUUUUCGUACCUUCUCUUAACCAAGAGUGGGAAGGUUACAAGCUUACUCCAAUAGUACGAGUAUUCGUGUGGAUCUUCUUGUUUGCACUUGGAUCCAUCAGGGCGUUGAACAAGUCGGGUCCAUUUCCUUUGGCCAAUAUUUCAUUGUUGUACUACAUCGUUAAUAUUGUUCCCUCAGCACUCUCUUUCAGAAGUGUACUUAUUCAUCCGCAAAAUUCACAAUUGGUAAACUAUUACUACUCUUUUCAGUUUAUUAACAAUACGCUACUGUUUCUCCUUCUUGGUUCAGCAAGAGUGUUUGACCAUCCUUCUGUCCUUUUUGACACUGAUGAUGGAGUUAAACCUUCCCCGGAAAAUAAUUCCAACUUUUUUGAGAUUGUCACCUAUUCUUGGAUUGACCCAUUAAUUUUCAAAGCUUACAAGACUCCACUUCAAUUUAACGACAUUUGGGGAUUAAGAAUAGAUGAUUAUGCAUAUUUCCUACUAAGAAGAUUUAAAGACCUGGGAUUCACUAGAACUUUCACCUACAAGAUAUUUUAUUUUUCGAAAGGCGAUUUAGCUGCCCAGGCUUUGUGGGCAAGUAUUGACUCCAUGCUGAUAUUUGGGCCAUCUUUGCUGUUGAAACGAAUUUUGGAGUAUGUUGACAACCCAGGGAUGACAUCACGCAAUAUGGCAUGGUUGUAUGUUCUUACUAUGUUUUUUAUCCAAAUAUCAGAUUCUUUGGUUAGUGGCAGAUCCCUAUAUCUAGGAAGGAGAGUCUGCAUUAGAAUGAAAGCUUUGAUCAUUGGUGAAGUUUAUGCUAAAGCACUUAGAAGACGUAUGACCAGCCCUGAGGAGUUGAUAGAAGAGGUUGAUCCUAAAGAUGGCAAGGCCCCAAUCGCCGAUCAAACCUCAAAGGAAGAGUCCAAGUCUACGGAGCUAGGUGGAAUCAUCAAUUUGAUGGCAGUAGACGCAUCCAAGGUUUCAGAGUUGUGCAGUUAUUUGCAUUUCUUUGUCAAUUCCUUUUUUAUGAUUAUUGUUGCCGUCACCUUACUGUACAGACUUCUAGGAUGGUCAGCUCUCGCUGGCUCGUCCUCUAUCUUAAUUCUGUUACCAUUAAACUACAAACUAGCAAGUAAAAUUGGUGAGUUCCAAAAAGAAAUGUUAGGCAUUACAGAUAACAGAAUUCAGAAGUUGAAUGAAGCUUUCCAGAGUAUACGUAUUAUCAAGUUUUUUGCUUGGGAGGAGAAUUUUGCUAAAGAGAUUAUGAAGGUAAGAAAUGAAGAAAUCAGGUAUUUGAGGUAUAGAGUCAUUGUCUGGACUUGCUCUGCAUUUGUUUGGUUCAUCACUCCAACGUUGGUGACUUUGAUUUCAUUCUAUUUUUACGUUGUAUUCCAAGGCAAAAUUUUGACCACUCCUGUAGCAUUUACUGCACUCUCCUUAUUCAACUUGUUAAGGUCUCCACUUGACCAGUUAUCCGAUAUGCUAUCAUUUAUGGUUCAGUCAAAAGUUUCUCUGGACCGUGUCCAAAAAUUCUUAGAAGAACAAGAGAGUGAUAAGUAUGAACAGCUAACGCACACCAGAGGUGCAAACUCCCCCGAGGUUGGUUUUGAGAAUGCAACACUAUCCUGGAACAAAGGCUCAAAGAACGAUUUUCAGCUUAAAGAUAUUGAUAUUGCCUUUAAAGUUGGUAAGCUUAAUGUGAUUAUUGGUCCAACAGGUUCCGGAAAAACUUCUUUAUUGCUGGGUCUUUUAGGAGAAAUGCAGCUGACUAAUGGUAAGAUAUUCCUUCCUGGAAGUACUCCUCGUGAUGAAUUGAUUCCAAAUCCAGAAACAGGUAUGACUGAAGCUGUGGCCUACUGCUCACAGAUUGCUUGGUUGCUAAAUGACACCGUGAAGAACAACAUCGUCUUUGCUGCUCCUUUCAACCAACAGCGUUAUGACGCUGUUAUCGAUGCCUGUGGUUUAACCAGAGACUUAAAAGUCUUAGAUGCUGGUGAUGCCACUGAGAUUGGCGAAAAAGGUAUCACUUUGUCUGGUGGUCAGAAACAACGUGUCUCCUUAGCAAGAGCCCUGUACUCAAAUGCUAGGCAUGUGUUAUUGGAUGAUUGUUUAAGUGCUGUUGACUCUCACACCGCUGCUUGGAUUUACGAAAACUGUAUUACUGGACCUCUGAUGAAGGAUCGUACUUGUAUUCUCGUUUCUCAUAACGUUGCUUUGACAGUCAGGGAUGCUGCAUGGAUCGUUGCAAUGGAUAAUGGAAGAGUUCUCGAGCAAGGAACAUGUGAAGACUUGCUUUCAUCGGGGAGUUUGGGCCAUGACGAUUUGGUAUCAACCGUUAUUAGCUCGCGUAGUCAAUCUUCGGUCAACUUAAAACAAUUGAAUGUAUCUGAUACAAGUGAAAUUCAUCAAAAGUUGAAAAAAAUAGCUGAAAGCGACAAGGCUGAUCAACUUGAUGAGGAGCGACUCUCACCUCGAGGGAAGUUGAUCGAAGAUGAAACGAAGUCUAGCGGAGCAGUUAGUUGGGAAGUUUACAAGUUUUAUGGUAGAGCUUUUGGUGGCGUUUUUAUCUGGUUCGUAUUUGUUGCAGCAUUUGCCGCUUCUCAAGGGUCAAACAUCAUGCAGUCUGUUUGGUUGAAGAUUUGGGCGGCUGCUAACGAUAAGCUGGUGUCUCCUGCGUUUACUAUGUCUAUUGAUAGGUCAUUGAAUGCCCUCAAGGAAGGAUUCAGAGCAUCUGUGGCAUCUGUUGAGUGGUCCCGUCCUCUAGGCGGUGAAAUGUUCCGGGUUUAUGGCGAAGAGAGCAGCCAUUCUUCUGGUUACUACAUUACAAUCUAUGCUCUGAUUGGUUUGUCAUAUGCGCUAAUUUCAGCAUUCCGUGUCUACGUUGUUUUUAUGGGAGGAAUUGUUGCCUCUAACAAGAUUUUUGAAGAUAUGUUGACAAAAAUUUUCAAUGCCAAAUUACGAUUCUUUGAUUCCACACCUAUCGGCCGUAUUAUGAACCGUUUCUCCAAAGAUACUGAAUCCAUUGACCAAGAAUUGGCUCCUUAUGCUGAAGGAUUUAUUGUGUCCGUUCUUCAGUGUGGUGCGACUAUUCUUUUGAUUUGUAUUAUUACUCCGGGAUUUAUCGUAUUUGCUGCAUUUAUUGUGAUCAUCUACUAUUAUAUUGGGGCAUUGUAUUUAGCUUCAUCUCGAGAGUUAAAAAGGUACGAUUCGAUCACUGUAUCUCCGAUUCAUCAGCAUUUCUCCGAAACACUGGUGGGCGUUACCACCAUUCGUGCUUAUGGUGACGAAAGAAGAUUUAUGAGACAAAACCUGGAAAAGAUUGAUAAUAACAACAGAUCUUUCUUCUACUUGUGGGUUGCGAAUAGAUGGUUGGCACUUCGUGUUGAUUUUGUUGGGGCUUUGGUCAGUCUAUUAUCAGCAGCUUUUGUGAUGCUGAGUAUUGGUCAUAUCGAUGCUGGUAUGGCCGGUCUUUCCCUAUCCUACGCCAUUGCGUUUACCCAGAGUGCUCUUUGGGUUGUUAGGCUCUACUCUGUGGUGGAGAUGAAUAUGAACUCUGUGGAAAGAUUGGAAGAGUAUUUAAACAUUGACCAAGAACCUGACAGAGAGAUUCCAGAUAAUAAACCACCAUCCUCGUGGCCUGAAACUGGAGAAAUAGAAGUUGAUGAUGUUUCACUACGCUACGCUCCUUCUCUGCCCAAAGUCAUUAAAAAUGUAUCUUUCAAGGUCGAGCCAAGAUCGAAGAUUGGAAUUGUGGGUAGAACUGGUGCUGGAAAAUCAACCAUUAUCACAGCAUUUUUCAGAUUUGUCGAUCCUGAAUCUGGGUCAAUCAAGAUCGACGGUAUUGAUAUUACCUCUAUCGGAUUGAAGGAUUUGCGAAAUGCUGUCACUAUAAUUCCUCAGGAUCCAACAUUAUUCACCGGUACUAUCAGAUCCAAUUUGGAUCCGUUCAACCAAUACUCAGAUGCCGAAAUCUUUGAGUCUCUGAAGAGAGUCAAUCUGGUCUCUACAGAUGAGCCAACGUCUGGCAGUUCCAGCGAUAACAUCGAGGAUUCAAAUGAGAAUGUGAACAAGUUCUUGAACUUGAAUAACACUGUGUCCGAAGGUGGCUCAAACCUGUCGCAGGGUCAAAGGCAACUGACUUGUCUUGCUCGUUCGUUGCUGAAGUCUCCUAAAAUCAUUCUACUUGACGAGGCAACAGCCUCUAUUGACUACAACACAGAUUCCAAGAUUCAAACUACAAUCAGAGAAGAGUUCAGCGAUAGCACCAUUUUAACUAUAGCUCAUAGGCUACGCUCUAUUAUUGACUAUGACAAAAUUUUAGUCAUGGAUGCUGGGCGUGUCGUGGAGUAUGACGACCCUUACAAGUUGAUCAGUGAUCAGAACUCAUUGUUCUACAGUAUGUGUAGUAACAGUGGGGAACUUGAUACGCUCGUUAAGCUUGCUAAAGAGGCUUUCAUUGCUAAGCGCAAUAAGAAAUAA
Komagataella phaffii GS115 is the source of this 4917-nucleotide messenger RNA. Its product is annotated as Transporter of the ATP-binding cassette (ABC) family involved in bile acid transport. Gene Ontology annotation, cellular component: fungal-type vacuole membrane; fungal-type vacuole. The transcript has a single exon. The record is from RefSeq and is a predicted model, not a curated record. The coding region runs from base 1 to 4917 and encodes 1638 amino acids. Gene Ontology annotation, molecular function: ATP hydrolysis activity; ABC-type peptide transporter activity; ATP binding. Gene Ontology annotation, biological process: transmembrane transport. NCBI's taxonomy places the organism in Eukaryota, Fungi, Ascomycota, Pichiomycetes, Pichiales, Pichiaceae.